GUAUUUGUGAAGGCCUUGUUCCCCUCUCUGCUUCCUCUCCCUAUUACUGCUGCCUGCAAUCCCUAUUCCUCUCCCGCUCCAGAUCCCACCCAAUACCCACCGGCGGGUGGCGAUCCGAUAAGGGCCGCGGAGCGGCGCUGGUCCGAUGUCGUACGCCGCCGCGGUGAACGUAAUGCUGGCGGUGCACGAGAAGAAGACGACCGCUGUCGAUCUCUACCGCCCUCUCCGCAACUACAUCGCGUACACUUUCUCCGAACACGACGCUCAGGUCGCCGAUGACGACCUCCAGACCAUCCGACAGCUUCGUCUCAACCUCGAGAAGCCCUCCCCCUCCUCCCUGGACCUCCGCCGGGACCUCCUCAUCUCGUACUUCCGCGCCAUCGCCGCCGUCGAACCCCGCUUCCCCAUCUCCCCCGACCGAUCCCACGUCCACUCCCUCACCUUCACCUGGUUCGACGCCUUCCGGUCCAACAAGAAGGCCGCGCUGCCCUCUAUCCACCUCGAGAAGGCCGCCGUGCUAUUCAACCUCGGCGCUGUCUACAGCCAGAUCGCCCUCGCCGCCGAUCCCACCUCUGCCGCGGGGCUCAAGCAGGCCUGCAACGGGUUCCAGAGUGCCGCGGGGGCAUUCGCGUUCCUGAAGGAUCAUGCGGCGCCGAAGGCAGUGGCUGCGGGGGCCACGGUCGAUUUGUCGGUCGAGUGUGCCGUGAUGCUGGAGAAGCUGAUGCUGGCGCAGUCUCAGGAGUGCUUCUUUGAGAAGGUUAUCGGGGAUGCAAAGCCCCCCGGGCUUUGCUCCAAGGUUGCUCGUCAGGUUGGAGUCUACUAUGAGGAAGCAUAUGCAGCGCUAAAUGCUUCUCCACUCAACCAACAUUUUGAUCGGACAUGGAUCUCUCAUGUGCAACUGAAGGCAGCCCAAUUUUAUGCUGAGGCUUGCUAUAGAUACUCUUUGGAGCUUCAUGAGAAAGAAGAAAUUGCAGAGGAAAUAGCUAGGCUCAGGAUUGGGAUAAGUGCUCUUGUCGAUGCAAAAAAAUCUGCCAAGGGUGUAGCUCAACCUCUACUUGAUGCUGCUAACAAACUAGAGACCAAUAUGAAUCAUAACCUAGAGAGAUCUGUGAAGGAGAAUGAUCGGGUCUAUCUCAUGCGGAUUCCAGCAGCUAGUUCUUUGGCAGCUCUUCCUGCAGCAUCUCUAGCAAAGCCCAUUCCUCUGGGAGAAGUUUUAAAUGCUAGCAAGGAGAAGUUUUUCUCAAACCUUGUCCCUGACAGUAGCACAAAGGCUCUGUCCAAGUACACUGAUAUGGUCGACAACAUUAUCCGGACCCAGCUGGAGAAGCUACAACAAGGGAGUGAGAUAACAAGGGUUAAACUCAAGGAGAUGGACCUGCCAGAUUCUAUCCUGGCGUUGGAAGGUAACUUAAGUUUGCCUUUGGAUCUCACAGAGGAUGUAGAGGCAGUACAAAUCAGUGGUGGACCAUCUGGACUGGAAACUGAGAUACAGCAGCUCAGGGACUUGAGGAGGGUCAAUCAGGAGCUGUUGGUCCAGGCAGAAGAGCUACUGCAGAAGGAAGCAAAUGCAGAUGCACAAUUCCGAAACCAGUUUGGAACAAGGUGGACUAGACCACAGUCAAGCACCUUAACAAAAAACCUACAGGAUAGAUUAAACAGGUUUGCUGCAAAUCUGAAGCAAGCAGCUGAUAGUGAUUCAAGGAUUGAUAGGGAAGUAAGAGGCAAUGGGGAGCUCAUGGCAAUCCUUGAUUCUAGACCGAUUGAAUCAGCCCUUCCAAGUCUUGCAAGGCCUAUCAUGUCUUUAGAUGGAAAUGAAGAUGCUAUAGUGGGAGCUCUCAAACAGAGCUUGAGGCAAUUGGAGAAUUUAGGAGAACAAAGGGCAGGCCUUGAAGAUAUGCUAAAAGAGAUGAAGAGGAAGGAUGAUAUACUGCCAAAGCUGAUGGCAAGCACUGGAUCACAAGAGGAUCUUUUCAAGAAAGAAAUUGCUAAGUAUGACCAAAUAUGUGAAGAAAUUGCACAAAAUAUUGAGGCACAGGAGCAAGUAUUGCUUCAACUUCAAUCAAAAAAUGAUGACUUUGCUGCUAUGUUCAAUCUGGAAGACUUCAAAGUUGCCCGUGAGAAGAGUUACAAACAGAUAGCUGCUGCUGUGGCAAAAUAUCGGGAAAUUAAGGAGAACAUCAAUGAGGGUUUGAAGUUUUAUGUUACUCUUCAGGAUGCACUUACAAAUGUAAAGCAGCAAUGCAGUGAUUUCAUCAUGACCAGAAGCAUUCAGUGCAGAGAGCUGAUCGAGGACGUGCAGAGGCAGAUAGCUGGACUCAACUUUGCAACUGAUGGGAAAACAGGCUACAACUACCCUUCUGGUGGGCAACUCAACCAUUCAAGGACGGAUGCUCAACAAGCUGAACCCCAGACCACACCACCUCCUCAUCCUCCACCAACUUAUCAGCAUAUACCUGCGGAGCAGCCGGGGCCAGGAUAUUUGCAGCCAUACCCUUCCACUGGGCAACCUGACCAUCAGAGGAAUACUCAACAACCUGAACCACAGAGCACUCCACCUCCUCCUCAUCAUCAGCCAUCCUACCACCGUUUACCUGCAGAGCAGCCAAGGCCUGGAUAUUUGC
Musa acuminata subsp. malaccensis (wild Malaysian banana) is the source of this 2621-nucleotide messenger RNA. RefSeq names its product vacuolar-sorting protein BRO1. Gene Ontology annotation, biological process: protein transport to vacuole involved in ubiquitin-dependent protein catabolic process via the multivesicular body sorting pathway. Gene Ontology annotation, cellular component: endosome. Gene Ontology annotation, molecular function: protein binding. Lineage: Eukaryota; Viridiplantae; Streptophyta; Magnoliopsida; Zingiberales; Musaceae. The record is from RefSeq and is a predicted model, not a curated record.